Messenger RNA from Oppia nitens, 975 nucleotides. It is a transcript of the gene Mrm2, whose product is annotated as rRNA methyltransferase 2, mitochondrial-like. The record is from RefSeq and is a predicted model, not a curated record. Gene Ontology annotation, molecular function: rRNA (uridine-2'-O-ribose)-methyltransferase activity. The transcript has a single exon. Gene Ontology annotation, cellular component: mitochondrion. Gene Ontology annotation, biological process: RNA methylation. Bases 79 to 885 code for a protein of 268 amino acids. NCBI's taxonomy places the organism in Eukaryota, Metazoa, Arthropoda, Arachnida, Sarcoptiformes, Oppiidae.
UGUGUUAUUAUUGAUUGUUUUGGUUGUUAUUAUUAAUACAAUUAUUGUAUAAAUUUAGUGAUAAUUAUUUGAUUAGAAAUGUUUUACUUAAGACAAACAUUUAAUCGACAUUUAUGUAGACAUUUGUCGAUACGAUUCAAAUCAAUUAAAGACACAAAUGUUUGGACACAAAGUGCAAAAUGUUUUCAUUUGACUGAAUGCAUGAAUAAAACAACUCUGAAGAACACGAGUGGUAAGAGUCAGUCAUCACAGGAUUGGUUGCGACGACAGAUGAAUGAUCCGUACGUAAAGAAAGCCCGUUAUAACAACUAUAGAGCCAGAAGUGUGUUUAAAUUGAUGGAAAUGGACAACAAGUAUCAGAUAUUACAUCCAUCGAUGAUUGUGGUCGAGUGUGGAGCCGCACCCGGUUCGUGGACACAAUAUAUUGUUAAACAACUCAAACUGGAUGCUGAAAAUACAUAUCCGACGGGUGCUGUCAUUGCAAUUGAUAUGCGUGCCAUUAACCCGAUUGCCGGUGCCAUCAUUAUGGACAAUAUGGACUUCACUAAACCCCUGAAUCAAUCAAAGAUAUUGCACGCAUUAAAUGGUAAGUUAGUUGAUGUAGUGGUCAGUGAUAUGGCUCCCAAUGCCAGUGGUAAUCGUGAUUAUGACUCGACGGCAAUCCAUAAUCUAUGCUAUAGUGUCCUUCAAUUUUCAUUAACUGUUUUAAAGCCAAUUUCGGGUACAUUUCUGACAAAAAUAUGGGCCGGAAAUGACACCGAAAAGUUUAUCCAUCAUUUGAAUCAAUUUUUCAAUGAAGUCACUCAUCUAAGACCCGACGCCUGUAGGGCUGACUCAACAGAAUCCUAUAUAAUGGGCCGAUAUUUCAAAGGAAUUCAAACAUAAUAUACUAAUGAAUUGCAAUUAAAUUUAUAUAAAUUUUAUUGAAAAUUAUCAUUUCAUUUAAAUUAAUAUCUAUUAUAUUUACAAUAUUUU